Messenger RNA from Camellia sinensis, 891 nucleotides. Lineage: Eukaryota; Viridiplantae; Streptophyta; Magnoliopsida; Ericales; Theaceae. The record is from RefSeq and is a predicted model, not a curated record.
AUGAUAGAGAGAGGAGAAGAGCGAGCGGACUACAUCCCUGGACUAUCUCCAAUCCGAUUAGCAGACCUCCCUACCAUCUUCCACAUGAAGGGUCACCAACUCUUGUAUAAAGCUGUUAAUCAGAUUUCCAAUGUCACCAAAGCCCAAUAUCUCUUGUUCUCCUCUAUAUUUGAGCUCGAAGCUCAAGUCAUCGAUGCUUUAAAACCCAAAUUUCCAUUUCCCAUUUAUUCUUUCGGCCCCCUCAUACCUUACUUCAAUCUUGAACAUCCUAUCCCUCACACCAUUGCUAGUCAAACCGAUCAUGACUACCUCAAAUGGUUAGACUCUCAACCUCAGAACUCUGUUUUGUACGUUUCGUUGGGAAGUUUCCUCUCUAUUUCAAGUGCCCAAAUGGAUGAAAUUGUAGCUGGGUUGCGGGAUAGUGGCGUGCGGUGCUUGUGGGUGACGCGUGACAAAGCGUCCAGGUUAAAGGAGGCUUGUGGCAGUUCAGGGAUGGUGGUGCAUUGGUGUGACCAAUUGAAGGUGUUAUGCCAUUCUUCAGUUGGGGGAUUUUGGACUCAUUGUGGGUGGAAUUCGACUAUGGAAGGUGUUUUUGCGGGCGUGCCAUUCCUUACUUUGCCUCUGCUUAUGGAUCAAACUCCGAUCAGUAAAUUUAUUGUGGAAGAUUGGAAGAUUGGGUGGAAGGUGAAGAAAGAUGGGGAAAUGGAUAAGUUGGUGACGAGAGAGGAAAUUACUGAACUUGUACAAACGUUUAUGAAUUCGGAGAAUCCUGAGAGGAAAGACAUGAUGAAAAGAGCAAGAGAAAUUAGAGAGAUUUGUCGACAAGCAAUUGAAAAAGGAGGGUCAUCUGAAUCAAAUCUCGAUACUUUUGUCAAUGAUAUUUCCAAAUGA